Molecule: messenger RNA, 936 nt
Organism: Owenia fusiformis
Lineage: Eukaryota; Metazoa; Annelida; Polychaeta; Sabellida; Oweniidae
Source: the annotation of a GenBank genome assembly
ACUUGCCCCGCCAUCCACAUCUAGUGCUAGAAAGCCAUUUCCGACUAAUUUACCCUGGCCACAUAAACAAGUAUCAGAACGAGCACGAAACAAAGCCAGUUCUGUUUCAAAUGUUAGUGCGCGCGUAAGUCAAACUGAUCUCUCAUCUGCUAAACCCAAAUCUAAUAAUACAGAUUUCAAAGGCUCUUCUAUUAAGAGUGUCAUUAAUACCACUUCGAAGACUUCAUCAGCUGAUAAUCUUAAUGCAAAUUAUGAGGCUCGUUAUUUUUACGAGGUGGCGUCAGUUGAUGAUGACUUUCAAGGUGUUAUCUCUCACAGACGUAAUACUAAACGUUUGGCUCUAGCAUAUGUGAAAUCCGUUCCUUACGACCAACUUCGUUCUUCUCUUACACGUUAUGCUGAAUCCCGCGGUGUAACUGUUACAUGGCUCAGAGUAAUGGCUCGUAAACAAGCUGGAUCAGAAAACGAAUGGCUACUUGUCCGAGUAAAUGUCAUCGCUUCGGAUUUCAAGAAAGCCUUGCAACACGACUUUUGGCCAAGAAAUGUCGUUUGUAGAGAAUGGGUUUCAAAACCAAUGCAUGAUAAAUCCAAACUUAGUCCUCAUCACGAUGACUGGCAUACCAACGCGCACGAAGGCGAUUAUAGCAACAAUGCAUAUCAUGAUGACAAUUCAUAUUAUGGCCCAUAUCUCGACAGAUACGACGACACAGGAUUUUAUACCUAAAAUGUCAAUGUACAGUGUAUUACUCUUAUUAACAUGUACUGUUUUCCUUAUCCAUGCAUUACUUACUGCUCGCAUAAUUUUACCUUAUUUUAUGAAUAGCCAUUUAAAAAUUGCAAACUGGAAUUGCAGAGGUGUCAUGUCUAGUAGCCCAUAUCUCAUGAAUUUAUUGAAAUCAAACGAUAUCAUCACUUUAACCGAACAUUGGCUAUGCC